Molecule: messenger RNA, 10186 nt
Organism: Phaedon cochleariae (mustard beetle)
Lineage: Eukaryota; Metazoa; Arthropoda; Insecta; Coleoptera; Chrysomelidae
Source: the annotation of a GenBank genome assembly
UUCCAAUCAAUAGCUGAAUGAUAACUUUUUGUAACGAGUUGAUAGGUCUUUCACUUACAACUCACCUACUAGGUACUUAACCUUACCUAUUCUUCGAUUUCAGAAUGUGUACUUAUUGAAAACGUUUGUCAACCAACCUACUUAAUUGAUUAUUUCAGAUGUGCAGUAUUUGUACUAAUAACAUCUGAUAAGGAACUAAAUAAUAAUUAUACAGAUAUGGAAUGCUUGUGAACCAUACACCUACCUAUUCGCCAAUAUUCGCCCCAUGGCAUUUCAUCUACUUUCUUGAAAUGCAGUGUUAAAAGUACUGACCUAUGCAGAAAGAAUAAAUAUAAAAAUGGAACUAGGAAAUUCCAGUCUUCUGCAUUUGGGAGACAUUGUCUCCUUAUAUGCAGAAGGCAAUGUUAGUGGAUUCUUGAGUACAUUGGGCCUUGUUGAUGACCGUUGUGUAGUAUGUCCUGAUGCUGGAACACUCACUAUCCCUCCAAAGAAAUUCAGAGAUUGCUUGUUCAAAAUAUGUCCUAUGAACAGAUAUUCAGCUCAGAAACAAUUUUGGAAAGCUGCAAAACAGAGCAUUAACUCUAACACAGAUACUGGCUUGCUUAAAAGGCUACAUCAUGCAGCAGAAAUUGAGAAGAAACAGAAUGACUCUGAAAACAAGAAAUUGUUAGGUUCCAAUGUACAGUAUGGAAAUGUUGUCCAGUUAUUACAUUUGAAGUCUAACAAGUACUUAACAGUUAACAAACGCUUACCAGCAUUGCUAGAAAAGAAUGCUAUGAGAGUGUACUUAGAUAGCAAUGGGAAUGAAGGAUCUUGGUUUUAUAUCUUGCCAUUUUACAAACUUAGAUCUACAGGUGAUAAUAUUGUACUUGGUGAUAAAGUCAUAUUGAACCCAGUUAGCCCUGGACAGCAGGUUCUCCAUGUUUCUAACCAUAAAUUACCAGACAAUCCAAGCUGCAAAGAAGUUAACAUUGUUAAUGGCAAUACAUCAUGGAAAGUAACAUUAUUUCUAGAACACAAAGAGAAUCUAGAAGAGAUUUUAAAGGGUGGUGAUGUUGUGAGACUAUUUCAUGCUGAGCAAGAGAAGUUCUUGACUAUGGAUGAAUACAGAAAAAGACAUCAUGUUUUCUUGAGGACUACAGGACGUACUAGUGCCACAGCUGCUACUAGUAGUAAAGCCUUGUGGGAAGUGGAAGUCGUCCAGCUGGACGCCUGCCGCGGGGGCGCCGGCCACUGGGACUCCGUCUUCAGAUUCAAGCACCUGGCGACCGGCCAAUACCUGGCGGCGGACGUGGAUCACGACCACGUCGACGCAGACGAAGAAAAGAAACUCAAUGAGUACGGUAGCGAGAUCGGCGUUUAUCACCUGGUGGCAGUGGACUUCCUCAACGACAUUGCGACGCUGUUCGAGCUGGACCCGACCAGCCUGACCCGGGGGGACUCUCUGGUGCCCCAGUCCAGCUACGUGAGGCUGCACCACAUGAUAACAAAGAGCUGGGUGCAUUCGACGUCGGAGUCGAUUGACAAGGACGAGGAGAAGCCUGUCAUGUCGAAGGUGGGGUGUGCUGUGACUAAGGAGGAUAAGGAGGCGUUUGCGCUGAUAGCGGUGUCGCCGGUCGAGGUUAGGGAUCUGGAUUUCGCUAAUGAUGCUUGCAAAUUGUUGUCGUCUUUGUCUGUCGAGCUGGAGCAAGGGACUAUCUCUCAUAAUGAGAGAAGGUCAUUAACCACACUAUUGCAUGAUAUCGUGUAUUUCGUCGCUGAACUGGAAAAUGAACAGAAUAAGGCUGAAGCCCUUGAGCUUAUCGUGACCAACCCAAACAGAGAUAGACAAAAAUUAUUGAGAGAACAGGCUAUCCUGAAGCAACUAUUCAAAAUUCUACAAGGACCGUUUUUGGAUACCGGUGGUGACGGCCCAUUCUUGAAAAUAGAAGAACUCGGCGACCCUCGUCAUGCGCCUUACAAACAUAUAUUUAGACUUUGCUAUAGAAUACUGAGGCUAAGUCAACAGGACUAUAGGAAGAACCAAGAAUACAUAGCCAAACAUUUUGGGUUCAUGCAGAAACAGAUAGGUUAUGACAUCCUAGCAGAAGACACCAUAACGGCUUUACUACACAACAACAGGAAGCUCUUAGAGAAACACAUAACUGCAGCAGAAAUCGAAACGUUCGUCGGCUUAGUGAGAAAAAACAUGCAUAACUGGGAAUCUCGUUUCCUCGAUUACCUCUCAGACCUCUGCAUCUCGAAUAAAAAAGCCAUUCCUGUCACCCAAGAGUUGAUCUGCAAAAGCGUUCUCAGUCAGAAAAAUUCCGACAUACUCAUGGAAACGAGAAUGAUGAAAACACAGGUGGAAUUGCAAGAGGUCAAUGAAGACUGCCCUCUGGAAAGUGAAGAAGAAAUGGAACCAAUGAUAACCAUUGUGGAGGAGUGCCAGAUCGUCCUGUUGUACAACAACCGGCAGAAAUCCAUGUUGCUGACUGAUCUUUGCAGGAACGCCACGUUGGGAAGCAAAGAAGACCAAGCCACUCUGGACUAUUACAGACAUCAGCUUGAUUUGUUCUCGAAUAUGUGCUUGAACAGGCAAUACCUGGCACUCAACAACCUGUCGCCUCAUCUUGAUAUUGAGUUGAUACUCAAGUGCAUGGCUGACGAGAACGUCAGUUUCGACCUCCGGGCUUCGUUUUGUCGACUCAUGCUGCAUUUGCAUGUGGAUAGGGAUCCACAGGAGCCAGUCACGCCUGUCAAAUAUGCUAGGCUCUGGUCGGAAAUUCCAUCGCAGAUGUCUAUAUCUGAUUAUGAUUGUAACAAAACUCCGAAUCCUAACAAAGAAGCUGUUAGAGCCAAGUUUUCCUCAACAAUAGCCUUUGUUGGAGGUUAUCUUUGCAAUGUUGUAGCAAAAAUGUGGUCGUUUGCUGAUCAAGAACAAAACAAACUAACAUUCGAGGUGGUGAAAUUAGCUAGAGAAUUAAUAUAUUUUGGCUUUUACAGUUUCUCAGACUUGCUUAAAUUAACAAAAACGCUUCUUAGUAUUUUGGAUUGUGUUUCUGAAAGUGAUUUCUUGGAAGGUCGGGUACCAACCGUAGAUAUAGAUUCAGCCGAAGGCGGUGUACUGAGGACUAUCGGUGAUAUGGGCGCUGUCAUGACGUCAUUGACCUUGGGGUCUGGUGGUAGGGCCGGAAUACCGAAGAACUCUGGGCAGCACGGGAAAGCUGUACAGUACAUGAAGGAAUACCCACUGGUUAUGGAUACAAAAUUGAAGAUUAUCGAAAUACUACAGUUCAUUCUGGAUGUACGAUUGGAUUAUCGUAUCAGCUGCCUCCUGAGCAUAUUCAAGCAAGAGUUCGACGAAUCAGAAAAAAACGCGUCAGGCGACGUGAACCUCGGCCAAAAAAACAUCGACCUCGAACUCGUAGGCAGCCAAGCAGAAGGCAUUUUCGGCAGCAGCGAAGAAUGCGCCGUUCUGGACCUAGACGGCCACGGUGGCAGAACAUUCCUCAGGGUCCUCCUGCAUCUAACCAUGCACGACUACCCACCUCUAGUAUCCGGGGCUCUGCACCUGCUCUUCAGGCACUUUAGUCAGCGCCAAGAGGUCUUGCAAGCUUUCAGACAGGUCCAGCUGCUGGUAUCCGACAGCGACGUGGAGUCCUACAAGCAGAUCAAAGCUGACUUGGAUGUUCUGAGGCAGUCAGUCGAGAAGUCUGAGCUGUGGGUUUACAAAUCCAAGUGCCUGGAGGACCAUACGCCCACUAAAAAGAGUAAAGACGAUGAGGAAGAUGGCGCAGCGAGCACUGUGAAGACUCCUCUGGUUAGUGUACUGGAGAAAAAAGGAUCAGCCAUAAAUCUUGACGUGGGUCCGCCUCUGCAUCCUGAGCAGGCAGACGAAUACAAGAAGAUUCAGCAAAUCCUGAUAAGGAUGAACAAGCUUUGCACUCAGGGAUCUCCUAGUGGGGUGGUGAAGCCUCAGAAGCAUGAGCAACGUUUGCUGAGGAACGUUGGGGUUCAUACGGUUGUGUUGGAUUUGCUGCAAGUUCCGUAUGACGAGAAGGAAGAUAUCAGGAUGAAUGAGCUCAUGCGACUUGCUCAUGAGUUUUUGCAGAAUUUCUGUUUGGGGAAUAAGCAGAAUCAAGUGCUGCUUUAUAAGCAGUUGGAUCUCUUCCUUAACCCAGGGAUUCGUGAUGCUCAAACAGUUUGUGCAAUAUUUCAAGACAAUUCGAAGUUGUGUAGUGAAGAGAAUGAGAAGGUUAUACAACAUUCUGUUCAUUGCAUUGCUACUCAUGGAAGGCACGUGCAAUAUUUGAAGUUCCUACAGACUAUAGUGAAAGCAGAAAAUAAGUUCAUUAGAAAAUGCCAAGACAUGGUGAUGCAAGCGUUGAUAAAUGCCGGUGAAGACGUUCUAGUUUUUUACAAUGAUAAAGCCUCUUUCAAUCAUUUCAUAGAAAUGAUGAGGUCUGAACGGCAUUGCAUGGAUGAAAGUAGCCCAUUGAAGUAUCACGUGGAGUUGGUCAAGCUUUUAGCAUGUUGUACAAUGGGAAAAAACGUUUACACGGAGAUCAAGUGCCACAGUUUGUUACCUCUAGAUGAUAUUGUGGCUAUGGUUAUUCAUCCCGAUUGCAUACCAGAGGUUAAAGAAGCUUAUGUCGGUUUUUUGAAUCAUUGUUACAUUGACACCGAGGUUGAAAUGAAGGAGAUAUAUAAUUCAGGUCAUAUGUGGACACUUUUCGAGAAAUCGUUUUUGGUGGACAUGGCUGAUAUAGCAACGGCGCCCAACGAUAGGAAAAAUCCUGAUCGGGCACUAGAAAACUAUGUCACUAACUGUGUAAUGAAUAUAAUUUCUACGUUUUUCAAUAGUCCAUUUUCUGAUCAAAGUACCACAGUUCAGAAACAUCUGCAUGAAGCCAGGGUAUAUUGGAGCGACUCUACAAUGGAUGAUUAUGAUCCUUUCUCGGGUAAUGUUCAACUCAAACAAUCGCCAUUCUCUACUAACACAAGGCAACCCAUUUUUGUACAGCUAUUGCAAUCGGCAUUCAGAGUAUCUCAAUGUCCUUGGCUAGUGGCAUCACAACGCUUUAAUGUUGAAAAUUGUAUUCGCACCCUAUCCGAAGUUGCAAAAAACAGAGGGAUAGCUAUUCCCCUAGAUUUAGAAAGCCAAGUGGCUGCUAUGUUCAAUAGAGCUACUAUUUUAACAAGACAAACCAGUAAAUGGUUGCAAGCUUCCAAAACACCGAAAAUUGAAAGGUCUCAAUCACAAUUGAUGAGAUUGGACAGAAGCAUUAUUGAAGGACUACAAGAUAUUGUGUCUGUUUUGGAAGACCAAUUGAAGCCUUUGGUACAAUCUGAGCUAUCACUUCUUGUUGAUGUUCUUUAUAGACCUGAACUCCUCUUUCCACCAGGGACAGAGCCACGUAAGAAAUGUGAAAGUGGAGGUUUCAUCCGAAGGCUUAUCAAACACACUGAGAAACUGCUUGAAGAAAAAGAGGAAAAGUUAUGUGUGAAAGUAUUGAGAACCUUACGAGAGAUGAUGGCAAUAGACUGCGAAUAUGGGGAGAAGGGUGAUGUUUUGCGAAACAGUCUCCUAGCAAGAUACUUUGGAAAAGCGUUCAUCCAUAAUAAUAAUUCUGUAGAAUUGGGCAGUAUUUUGAUCUCGCCUGCUACGCAUGGCCCUGGAGCUAAAAUUCUGAGCAGAGCUGGGAGGACCCUACAUGAAGUCCAAACACAUCUCAAUAGGGAAGGAGCUUCAGAUUUGGUUGUAGAGUUGGUUAUCAAAUCUGGAAACUCUGCCUCAAUAUUCAGUGAGGCUGUUGAACUUGGUAUAGCCCUUCUAGAGGGAGGAAAUCCUAUCAUACAGAAUAGUAUGUUCACCAAAUUAGUCGGGGGUGACAUCAGUUUAUCAUUCUUCAGGGUAUUCCACGAUAAGAUGAAGGAUUCUCAGCAAGAGAUAAAAUCCACUGUGACUGUAAAUACGUCAGAAAUGGCGGCAAAAGUGCACGAGGAUAAACAGGAUGGCAAGGAGUCUGAAAAACACUCGAAGAAGCACGGCAGCAAGACCAAUGGUAUCCUCAUAAGCAACGAGCUCAGAGAGGAACUGAGCCGUGCAGCAGAAGCUACUGCUCAAGCCUAUGCUCAUAUACGAGAAGAUGGUACAGGUACUGGAACUGCAUCAGCUCUAGAAGAUAUCUUAGCAGAAAAAUCAGAAAAACAGCGUGAACGAGAUGAACAGAACGGUUUGUCCAAUAAAAUUCUGAUCAUGCAGCCUAUUCUGAGGUUCCUACAGCUCCUAUGCGAGAACCACAACGCUGCAUUACAAAAUCUCCUACGCAACCAAAACAACAAGAGUAAUUUCAAUCUAGUAUCAGAAUCUCUGAUGUUCUUGGAUUGCAUUUGUGGCUCAACAACCGGAGGACUGGGACUCUUAGGACUGUACAUCAACGAAAACAACGUAUCCCUCAUAAACCAAACAUUGGAAACCUUGACCGAGUAUUGCCAGGGACCUUGCCACGAAAACCAGAACUGCAUAGCCACGCACGAGUCCAACGGCUUAGACAUCAUCACAGCCUUGAUCCUGAACGACAUCAACCCCCUAGGCAAGUCCAGGAUGGAUCUGGUCCUGGAACUGAAGAACAACGCGUCCAAGCUGCUCCUAGCCAUCAUGGAGAGCAGAGGGGACAGCGAAAACGCCGAACGCAUACUAUCCAACAUGAUUCCCAAGCAACUUGUCGAUGUGGCUUGUAACGCGUUUCACCAAGAAACCGAGGACGAUGACGUGGACGACACGAACGUGCCCGAGGACAUGGUGUCUCCGCGUGACGUGGGACACAACAUUUGGAUUCUGUGCCACCAGCUGGCGCAGCACAACAAAGACUUGGCGUCGUUGCUCAAGCCGUCCGAGUCUGGGGAUCCUAAGACUCAGAAGGCGGUGUCUCAUUACGCGUCUCACACAGCGCAGAUCGAGAUCGUUAGGCAGGAUAGAACGUUGGAGCAGAUCGUGUUUCCCAUACCGGAGAUCUGCGAGUAUCUGACUCAGGAUACUAAGAUCAGGGUUCUCAAUACUGCUGAGAGGGAUGAUCAGGGUUCGAAGGUCGUCGAUUUUUUUGAUCGUACCGACCAUAUGUUCAACGAAAUGAAGUGGCAGAAGAAACUUAGAGCUCAACCUGUAUUGUUUUGGGUCAGUAACUAUAUGUCCUUAUGGAGCAAUAUCCUAUUCAACUGUGCCGUACUUAUUAAUUUAAUUGUAGCUUGUUUCUAUCCCUUCGACAAUGUGGUACCAACUAUAAGUUCCACAAUAUCUGUACUUAUCUGGGUUGCCAUGUUAUCUUCAUCAGCCAUAGUCAUAACACUGCCUAGGCAAACAGGCAUUUGGACUCUGGUAGCCUCGACAAUUCUCAGACUGAUAUACUCGCUGGGACCUGAACCGACCCUUUGGUUGCUGGGAACAGUAACAAUUCUAUUGAAAAUCAUACAUCUAGUCAGUAUAAUGGGUAACCAUGGUACGGUCACGAAAACAUAUCAGCAAAUACUAACAGAUGCCGAACUAGUUUACCACCUAGCCUACCUUGUUUUUUGCAUGUUAGGACUUGUAAUGCACCCGUUUUUCUACUCUGUUUUGUUAUUCGAUGUGGUGUACCGGGAAGAAACUCUGCUGAACGUAAUUCGUUCAGUUACAAGAAAUGGCCGGUCUAUUGUAUUGACUGCUGUCCUAGCUUUGAUUCUGGUUUACAUGUUCUCGAUUAUUGGGUACAUGUUCUUCAAAAACGACUUCAUUGUUAGUGUUAACAAAAAAGAUGAGUCCUGUGAAAGCAUUUCAGAAAUGACCGGUAGAACCUACAAGGAAGAUGAAACCGGGAAAUAUUGUGAAUUGGUAGAUGAUGGCGAAGAGAGAAAAGAAAGGGCCUGUGAUUCUUUGAUAAUGUGCAUCAUCACAACUUUGAACCAAGGUCUGAGGAACGGAGGCGGUAUUGGUGAUAUACUGAGGGCUCCCAGUAGUGAAGAGUCUUUGUUUGUAGCCAGAGUCGUGUAUGAUCUGCUGUUCUUCUUCGUUGUUAUCAUUAUUGUACUUAACCUCAUUUUUGGUGUCAUCAUCGACACGUUCGCCGAUUUGAGAUCUGAGAAACAACAGAAGGAACUCAUCCUGAAAAACACUUGUUUCAUCUGUGGAUUGAAUAGAUCAGCGUUCGAUAAUAAGAUAGUGAGCUUCGAAGACCACACCAAAUGCGAGCACAACAUGUGGCACUAUUUGUACUUCAUCGUCCUCAUAAAAGUGAAAGAUCCCACCGAAUUCACCGGACCUGAGAGUUACGUUUACGCCAUGGUCAAAGGCUCGAAUCUGGAGUGGUUCCCAAGGCUACGUGCCAUUUCAUUGGCGGCAGUGGAAGGGGAAGGGGAACAGAUCGAGUUCAAGAGUUUCCAGUCGCAACUCCAGAGAACCGAGCUGCUGGUCACUACCCUCUCCCAGCAACUCAUGGAGUUGAAAGACCAGAUGGCGGAGCAGAGGAAACAGAAGCAGAGGAUGGGGCUCUUGAGCUCUGCCUCUGCCUAUUUGCAGACGUCAAACUUACCUCAGAUCUAAUAGUAGGGUUCGUAGAUUGUGCUAGUCUUAUGAUUUUUCUUCAGUGCAACAGUUUACUGAGUACUUAGGAAAGCGCUGUUGUUGUUUAGAACUUGCAAUGCUCAAGAAUUCGAGGAUUUAGAGAAUAUUAUAGCUGACAAUAAGGAUUGGCCAAAUUAUUCUUCAGGAAAUUUUAUGACAGUUCACUAUACCCACACAAGAUUACAAGCCAGUAUGCCAUCUUCUUAUGAAAUCUUUCAAUUUCGCGAAGUGUUAAUGUUGUUCCAGAUGCAGAUUUUGAGUAUUCAUACACCUCCCGCGUCUUAAGAUAAUAAAGCUUCGUUAUUUUUUGAAGGUUAACAUCCUCUAUUUGUUUUCCAAAACUUAGAUUGGCUAUCUGACAGUUUUCGAGUAAAAUGAUUGAAUAAUUAUGUCAUAUUGGUGGUUGAUUCUUUCUUUCUGACCAGAUAAAUGAAUGUAGGUGAUAUAUCUUAUUUAUGUUCUAACCUCUUUUUUCAGGUUAUUCCUGCAUAUCUCUAACAAUAUCUUUCCCGGUUUUACCGAAAGUGCUUCGGAAAUUGACUUUAAGCCUAAAGUUUGAAUUCAACAUAUCUGUCCGAGGUGUGGAGAGUCUAAAUUUUGGAAAAUAAACAAGGGUUUUGGAAUAUAGAUAUCGAUAGUGCUUUCGGUCGAAGAAUCUGAUGAAACAAUACGAGUUCCAACAAUUCUGAAUUGAUAGUUGUGUAAUAUGAAGAUGCCAGUCAUGCUAGUAAUCUCGUGGUCAUCCCGUAGAUCUGUUGAUGAAGUGUAGCGCUUAAGUGAUAUUUACCGUACUUUCGAGUCAAAUUACUGGUUAUAUCAGUGUAUGGUUUGACUCAUAAUGAAUCUCAAAGAGGCACUUUCAUUGAUUGAACAUACCAUUUUUCUGAUUCUGUUUCAACAAUUGAUAUUUGUGUAUUUUUUUAUUUAGAUCUUGGUUUACAAGAGAGAAUUAUUAUAUACCACCAAACAUAUUUCAGAAAAGAGAACAUUUUAUACAUUUAUUUCACACAAAGCUUGACAUGAAGCUUAGUAUACCUACUCUGUAUAAUGAUUGAAAACAUUGUAUCAACAAGGUUGUAUUCAGGAGAUAUGUUUGAAAAACAAAAUUGUUUUAUUAGUGUUUGUUGGAUUUAAAUAUUCUGUACAAAUUUUAUCUUCAAUUUGAAUAAAUCUAUAUAUAUUGUGUUGAAUAACGAUCGUCAUUUCCAUACAUUUCCAUCAAAUAUCCAACCCAGACUAGCUAAGUAGACUAAGUUCACUAUUUCGAAAUUUUCAUUGACUAAUUUUAUAGACAGUAAUUAAAACAUGGAAUUGUAUUGGUUGAUACAUAAUACUAGAAAAAACGGAAGAAAUUUUUCUUGACAAGUUGGAUGAGAAAAUAUAAUCUCAUCAAAGGUCUGUGUGAACAUUCUCGAAAUUCAGAGAAAAGUUGUGACCCUGUUUCAUCUAACCGAUGAGCUCCUCGUGUGUGAUCCUCUUCUUGAGACAUUUCUCAGACUAUAAGUCCUCUCUCGAUCAAGUGAUCUCGUGUCGGUCUUCAAACAUAGAGCUUGGACAAAACUCCUGCGAAAAUUUCUUGACAUAAAUCCAUAGAUGAUAGGGUUG